Molecule: messenger RNA, 438 nt
Organism: Lactuca saligna
Lineage: Eukaryota; Viridiplantae; Streptophyta; Magnoliopsida; Asterales; Asteraceae
Source: the annotation of a GenBank genome assembly
AUGGAAGUUAAGGAGGUUGAUUGUAAAGGUAAAAAGGUAGUGAAUGAUCUACAAUCAAAGAAAUCUCCCAAGAGAAAAAAAUGGGAAAAGGAAUAUGAGAACGUGAAUGUGAAAAAUAAUGAUGAUAAGGUUAGAAAAGUGAGUAAGGAGUAUCCAGUAGGUUUAAGAAGACUUCCAACUAGAAUGAAUCCUAGAAGGAUUAGUACAACUAUGAAAGUGAUGUCCCCUAUACACAAAAAUGGGAUUGUGUGUAUGGGUUUUGGAUCACUUCUGAAUAUUGACAUGGACAAUACUCUGGGGUUACUUAACUACUAUCUCUUAGAUCAGUGUGAUCCAGAAAGUAGUUGUCGAGUUCUAGAGAAUUAUAUGAUUACAAUUACUAAAGACACGAUGCAUGAAUGUUGGGGUUACCAAAUGAUGGGGAAGACUUCAUGUUGA